AUGAAAGGAUCACAUGCUCUGGUAUUCGCCAGUAUUAUCCACAGCUUCGCAUUAGCCCACGACGUUGGAGCAGAAGGAUACUUUGACCCCAGCGAUGGUGAAGCAUGGGAGCUGAACUAUGGUUAUUAUCCAUAUCGAUCAUACCAAACCACCGACCUUAUCUCGCCACAAUUCAGGACUUUGAUUGAUUCGCCCGAGUGCCACGAUGACCGACAUGUGUUUUUCACUCCUCGAGGAUUCUCUAUCGCAGCACCUGGACCAAUGAUCGUGGACAGUUACGGCGAACUCAUUUGGGCAAAGAGUACAGAAGGACAGGCAUACGACCUAAAAGUGCAGCAAUACAAAGGCGAUCAGUAUUUGACAUAUUGGCAAGGUGACGACAGAGUUCGAGGCCACGGUGCUGGAGACUACUACAUGCUCAAUACUGGAUACCAAGAAGUACGCAAGAUCUCGGCUCUAAAUGGUCUGACAGCCGAUCUUCACGACCUCGUCAUUACGCCUCAAGGCACAGCGCUGCUCACUGUCUACGAGGUCUACCCACACGAUUUGAGCGAGCUCCGCAACUUCGAGGAGUGGGAAGAAGAUCCACAUUACAUCUGGGACAGCCUCUUUCAAGAGAUCGAUCUUGAGACUAAUGAGCUUCUGUUCCAGUGGCGCGCAUCAGAUCAUUAUUCCAUCAGCGAAACCUUCAAGUCGAUAGGAGGUGCAGGCACCCUUAAUGAGCCCUUUGACUGGUAUCAUAUCAACUCAGUGGAAAAGGACGAGUUCGACAACUACCUGGUCUCCGCGCGCUACACUCACACCGUAACGUAUAUCAAUGGCACUUCUGGAGACAUCAUUUGGAUCCUGGGCGGCAAGCGCAACAUGUUCAAAGACCUCAACGACGGAUUCGCCACAAAUUUCGCGUGGCAGCACGAUGCUCGAUUACACUCGAUCCAAGAGUUCCCUGAACUGUUCCGCGAAGACAUUGCACUCCAUGGAAGCAGUAAAGAGGCGGAUGGUAUUACGAAGCAGCUCGUUACUCUCUUCGACAACAGUGGAGAAGAUGUCGAACAUACGCUUGACUCGUCUCGUGGGCUUCUACUCGAGAUCACAUAUCCCUCCGCUCAUCUGCCAUUAUCUCAGCAUGACCUCGCUCAACGUGAUGACGCCCAGAUUCAGGACGACAGAUACUUGGCAAAAAUCGUUCGAUCGUAUGACCAUCCUCAGGGCCCUCUGUCAACUAGUCAAGGGUCGCUACAAGUAAUACCCUCCGAGGAUGACGGGACAGACUCUAAGGUGUUCGUCGGCUAUGGAUACAAUGCUAUUUUCUCUGAGUACAGCGCAGAUGGCACUCUCUUGUGCGACAAUCAUUUCGCAACUAAUUACUCAUGGGGUACCGGCCAGGUCCAAUCUUACCGUGCUUUCAAGUUUUCCUGGACUGGUCGCCCUGUGGAUCCCCCCACCGCAGUACUCUCGACUGAUGGUCAAGUUUACGUUAGCUGGAAUGGAGCCACCGAGGUCAGAGGAUGGGUUCUACAACACAGCCGUACAUUGUCUUCCGCCGGAAGUGACUGGAAGACCGUACUCGACAUCGAGAAAUCCGGCUUCGAGACUGUCAUUGAUAUCGAGGACGUUGAUUUACUUCGAUACAUCCGAGUCAAGGCGGUCGAUCAGGAUGGUGUGAUGUUGGGCGUGUCAAGAGAGAUCGACAUGGGCUGGAGUGCCGUUCUGACAAGCUCUGUGCCACAACUUAAUGCCAUCGAUAUGGCGCCUAUCAAGCUGAUUAUGUUGAUCUGCAUCAACGUCACCAUCGUGUUUGUAAUGUACGAGCUCUGCAGGCGUCUCUAUACGUGGCGUCAGUCUCGCAAAUGGCGGCAAAGAAGAGGGAUCCGCUUGUUGUCUGAUGCAUAG
Messenger RNA from Aureobasidium melanogenum CBS 110374, 1893 nucleotides. RefSeq lists its product as uncharacterized. Lineage: Eukaryota; Fungi; Ascomycota; Dothideomycetes; Dothideales; Saccotheciaceae. The record is from RefSeq and is a predicted model, not a curated record. The coding region runs from base 1 to 1893 and encodes 630 amino acids. The transcript is spliced from 2 exons.